Molecule: messenger RNA, 3601 nt
Organism: Panthera uncia (snow leopard)
Lineage: Eukaryota; Metazoa; Chordata; Mammalia; Carnivora; Felidae
Gene: XCR1
Product: X-C motif chemokine receptor 1
Exons: 2
Coding region: 224-1219 (331 amino acids)
Biological process (GO): chemotaxis; immune response; G protein-coupled receptor signaling pathway
Cellular component (GO): membrane
Molecular function (GO): chemokine receptor activity
Source: RefSeq, a predicted model, not a curated record
GUUAGGGAAGUUGGGGGUGGGUCAAGCGGGAAGCCAGGAGGUGGGAGAGGAGGGAUUAGUCAAGGCUCCCUGUCUCCCUCUGAGACAGCGUACUACAGUUUUCUCCGACCUUCCUCUAGCUUCUGGCUGUUUCAGUUUCUUGGAGCACAACGUGCAACAGGGAAACAUCAUUUCCGCCUCAAGACACACAGGAGGUGUAGAUAUAGAUGCUCUCCAUGUCUAGAUGGAGCCCUCAGGCAUCCCAGAGUCCACCACUCCUUUUGACUAUGACGAUCAGAGCUUUCUGUGUGAGAGCAAGAACUUCGCCUUUGCCACCCUCAGCACCACCAUCCUGUACUUCCUGGUGUUUCUCCUCAGCCUGGUGGGCAACAGCCUGGUGUUGUGGGUCCUGGUGAAGUUCGAGAGCCUGGAGUCCCUCACCAACGUCUUUAUCCUCAACCUGUGCCUCUCAGACGUGGCCUUCUCCUGCUUGUUGCCGGUGUGGAUCCUGGGGUACCACUGGGGCUGGGUGCUGGGGGACUUCCUCUGCAAGCUCCUCAACAUGAUCUUCUCCAUCAGCCUCUACAGCAGCAUCUUCUUCUUGACCAUCAUGACCAUCCACCGCUACGUGUCGGUGGUGAGGCCCCUCUCGUCCAUGCGUGUCCACACCCUCCAGUGCCGCGUGCUGGUGACUGCGGCCGUGUGGGCGACCAGCAUCCUGUCCUCAAUCAUCGAUGCCAUCUUCCACAAGGUGUUUCCUCCGGACUGCAACUAUUCGGAAGUCAGAUGGUUCAUAGCCUCGGUCUACCAGCACAACAUCAUCUUCCUGCUCUCCGUCGGGAUCAUCCUGUUCUGCUACGUGGAGAUUCUCAGGACCCUGUUCCGCUCGCGGUCCAAACGGCACCACCGGACGGUCCGGCUCAUCUUCACCAUCGUGGUGGUGUACUUCCUCAGCUGGGCUCCCUACAACCUGAUCCUGUUUCUACAGACACUGCUGAAACUCAGGGUCAUCCAGAGCUGCGAGUUCAUCCAGCAGCUGGAUUACGCCUUGCUCAUCUGCCGCAACGUCGCCUUCUCCCACUGCUGCUUCAACCCGGUGCUCUACGUCUUUGUCGGGGUCAAGUUCCGCAGGCAUCUCAAAAGUCUGCUCCGGCACUUCUGGCUCUGUCGGCAGCAGGCGUCCAGCAUCCCCCCUCACACCCUGGGCACCUUCAACUAUGAGGGCGCCUCCUUCUUUUGAAAGGGAGUUCGGUGGUGCAGGAAGGAGCACCGUGGAGGGCACCGUGGGGAAUGCCAAGGCCAUGGGGCUGGGGGCCAAAGCAGUACCUUUCCACCAGCAGGUCCCACUUGUCGCCCCUUCUGCAGAAAGUGGCUCCCACCUGGAAAUGUUAUACUGCCAUCCACAAAAACAAGCCUUGAAUUCUGACUUCAUCACUCUUGCUUUUAUUAAUUCAUUCGCUUAGACAUCGCUUCGUUCAGAAGGCUCUGAGACUUGGAAGGAGUCCCAGAAAGGAGGAUCUUCCAAGACUUCAUGAGGGUCCGAGACUCAGUCCUUUCCAGCAGGUGCUACUGGCCUAAUUCUUAAAACUGGACCUUCAGUCUUCCCCAGCCAAGUAAAACGCCUCCAAGCCUGGCCACCCAAGUGCAAAUACGUCAUGGAACCUGUAGCCGGAGGUGAAGAGGAGAAGGCUUCACAUGCUCUCUAAGCUCCAGCCGAGGGCUGUUAUUAGUAGCUACUUUAUUCAACAAGCAUAUAUUCCAUGCUUCUUGUGCGCAAAGUCCCACUCUGGGGACUGUGGAAGACUCUGGAAUUCAAGGAGUUACAGCCGAAUGUACCUAACUGGGGUGCACGUCAGAAUCACCUGGGGAGCUUUUCCAAAGGCCCCGCUCCAGAACUAAAUCAGGUUUACAGAUCGGGACCAGGUUUGUUGUAUGGAAAGGUUAGAAGGUGGCUUUCAUGUACGUCCUUGGGAUGUGAAGCUAUGGGACAGUGUAGGAGGUAGGCAUGUGUGCUGCUAACCAAAAACCAAGGUCAAGUGACAGCCAUUGCCACAGAGACGAAUAAGCGUGGUGCUCUGAGAGUGUAGACUAGGGAAGAAAGGUUAAUAUCUGUAAACUAGCCUCCUGGGGCAAGAGGCACGUGCCCCCCAGGCAUGGCCCCCCAAAAUACAUACAUUGGAAGAAUAGUGACACCUGUCAUUCUUUGCUCCCACUCAUACACAGUGAUGGAACACCAGGGCCCAUGCCUAGCAGGUCGGAAGACCAGGUUCCUGCCCGCAGGAAGUUUGGGAAAGUUCCUUGGUGCCAACUUGCAGGGGCCCGGAAAGACUCGCUGAGGUGUCGGGGCCCUAUCUGCAAGAGAUGAGGAGCCGCUGAGGGUCUUGAAGCACCCCGGUGUCCAUUCAGAGCACACUGGGUGGGGAAAGAGAUGCACCGCAGAAGGAUGCUGAGGAAGCGAGGUCAUCUGGGGGUGGAACCACGGACACGCAGCCACUGUGGGCAAGAACGACUCUGAGGGAAUGGGGAAAAGGCAGAGUCAGCAGGACUGGGCCGUGGGGGUGGAGGGAGGGGAAGCACAAGACUCAAAGAUGACUCAGUUUUGGAACGGGCGUGGCCAGGGAAAGUGGGUGCCACCCACCAGGCAGGUGGAGAACAUUCCUGGUGACAGUGAUGAAUCUGAAGGGUCAGCUCAAUAUCCAUCCUGAGAGCAGGAGGUGUUGCAGGAAUCUUCACCCUGGGUGCCUUGGCCAAGGUGGGUGUUUGCUUAUCUGGACCUUUGGAGCUGGGCUCUUGGCAUUCGGAGGGAGGCAGUGGUAUCUCGUCAUCUUUAUAUCCUGCAAGUAAAUGCUUCAUGCAGAAGGUGGCACUUACUCCAUUCGUUCCUUCCCGCAAAGAAUCAUGGGCCGAAUAUGCAGGGGCCAGCUCAUGUGAAAGAAGCUGGAGCUAUGAUAUGCAACACGUCUCUCAUCUAGCUGCGGGUUUUCAGCAUCCAGAUUGCACUCUGACUAUGCUUAUUUUAGGAUGUGCUCACGUUGGCCCUGCAGACGGUCUCACCCGGCAGUCACCGAGGACUGAGCAGAGCCAACCCCUCCAAAACCAGCCGGCACAGCCGUCCGGUCAGGCAGGGGCCAGACCGUCUCACCAGCAGCCUGCCUCUGCACAGUUAUCAAACACAUUGAGUCUCAGACCCUCAUGAAGGGAUAAAGCUCUCAUGGACUUGCCAGCCAAUAGGUGGGGACAUCACUCACCACGGACAGAAGAAACAGCAAAAAGAAAGAGGCAAUGAGGUAGUCGUGGCUCAGAGUUAAGCCUUCAGGCUUCUGAUCUGGGUAGUCGUUCAGCACCCCCUUCAAACUAAUAUUACUAAAGUUUUGUUUGACUUUUAUUCAGAGGGCAGGCUGAGCCCUGGGAGGAGAAGGGGAGACGAUUCCAGCUUGCAACCCCCAAAACCAACGCAGUGUGGUCUUAACGCCACUAUUCCUGGAAGGCAGGUUGGGAGGGGGGGUCGUCACUACAGAGGCUCGCCUCGUUUGCUCCUCACCCAUCCCAUCCCUUCACCUCCAAAGAUGUUCAUCUAAGCAUUUCUUCCGACACAUUCAGCCGUACCCCUGAGAGCACUUCG